Molecule: messenger RNA, 3731 nt
Organism: Abrus precatorius (Indian licorice)
Lineage: Eukaryota; Viridiplantae; Streptophyta; Magnoliopsida; Fabales; Fabaceae
Product: transcriptional corepressor LEUNIG-like
Exons: 17
Coding region: 723-3308 (861 amino acids)
Cellular component (GO): nucleus
Molecular function (GO): protein binding
Source: RefSeq, a predicted model, not a curated record
AGGCAACUUUGUUUUAUUCUUAGUCUACAGCGGGAAACAUAUUUUCUGAAGCAGUCACCAUAUACAUACACUGACAUAGCUUCUCUGCUGGUAUCGCCAAGAUCAAAUUUUUUCACGCUCCACACUUAACAUGUCUCAUCUCAACUGGGAAGCUGAUAAAAUGUGCCUAAUACACUCAUAUUGAAUUUGACACCUUCUUUGGUUUUGACCCUUUUUUUGUUCCUCCUUCUUCCUCUUUGAUUUCUCUCUUCUGGGUUUUCUUCAUUUUCUUGUGUUGCUUGGUGUUGUGAUCGCUUUUGUCACUGAGGGUUUUGGUUUUAGGGUUUUGUUUGUUGUUAAGUUUUUGGGUUUUCUUGCACCCUCAUGUUGCCUGGUCAUAGCUGCGUGUGUUGCAAGGUUUAUGCAUUUUCUGCGUUUUAGUGUUGACUUGCGUCUCUCCGUUGACUUGCUUCUGCACCUCAUUCUAAUCUUUGUUUUUUUUUGGGUUAUUUUCAGUUUUAAGUGCUUUAUAUGUAAAUUCAUACAUCCGUUGGCAUUUAACCUAUGCUUAUUAAAUAUUUUUUUUGGUUUUAAAUAUGUGAUGACAAUUUAUCUUAUAGUUAUCAACUAUUCUAUGCAUGAUUUGUUAUGCCUUUACCGGCGAUCAUAGAAUUUGGUCUCUAUUACGUCACUUUCGAAAAAUGGAAAAUGGUCCUUGGUGAAGGCGAAUUUGCGUGGAAUGGAUGUUGUGUUUCUUGGGAGGCUUGGCAUCAUUUAGCUUGGAUUAUUUUAUUAUACUUUUCCAUCCAUUUCUAACUCCUUAUCUUUAUGGGUUUGGGUUGGGGAACAGGUUGGAUGUGUAUAUCUACGAUUAUCUUAAGAAGAGACAAUUGCAUGCUUCUGCAAGAAUAUUUCAGGCUGAAGGAAGUGUUUCAAUGGAUCCUGUUGUUAUAGACGCACCUAAUGGUUUUCUUUUUGAGUGGUGGUCUGUCUUCUGGGACAUAUAUAUUGCCAGGACAAAUCAGAAACACUCAGAAGCAGCAGCAUCUUACAGUAAGAGCCAACAAAGUAAGGCUCGAGAAAUGCAGAGGCAACUAGAGCAAGAGCUUCUGAAUGCAAACCCAAAUCAACAAAUGCAUAUGCAGCUCUUAUUGCAGAAGUAUGCACAGCAGCAGCAAAGUAUGGGUGGAACACAGCUUGUUAGUGGCAGUGAUAGCUGUCCUAUUAGCAAUGAUCCUUUGAUGAGGCAGAACCAGGCAACUUUAAAUGCUAUGGCAACAAAAACGUAUGAGGACAGGUUGAAGCUUCCACUUCAGCAAGAUGCUUUAGAUGGUGCGACCAUAAAGCAAAAAGUAGCUGAUAAUGUUGGUCAGCAUCUGGACCCAAACCAUGGGUCAUUGUUGAAAGCAGUAGCAGCAACCACUGGUAGACAGGCUACAGGGCAGAAAUUGCUCAGUGUUCCUAGCAUUUUACUGGGGAAUAAUCAACAAGUUCAAAAUCGGAACCAGAAACUUCCAGUGUCUACACAAGACAUAAAGAGUGAUAUGAAUGCAAUGCCGAGGUCUCAAGCUGUUGUUCCAGAAGGAUCCUCUAUCGGUUGUCAUGGUUCAAAUCAAGGUGGUAGCAAUUUGACUCUGAAAGGAUGGCCUCUAGCAGGACUGGAUCAGCUUCGCUCAGGAUUUCUCCAGCAAAAUAAUUUGAUGCAGUCUCUGCAAUCUUUCAAUCAACUUUCUCUACGGCAGCAACUUAUGCUACAGGCACAACAAAAUUUAGUUUCUCCUUCUGCCGGUGAUUUUGAAAGCAGAAGGCUCAGGAUGCUUCUUAAUUGUCAAAAUACGGGUCUUGGGAAAGAUGGUCAAUCUAAUUCCGUAGGUGAUUUGAUGCCUAAUAAUGGAACACCUGCACAAGUUGGUUCCCCUGUAUUGCCUCGUCCAGACUCAGUUAUGUUCCCUAAGCAACAAGUUCAAAAGAGUAGUCAGCAGGUUCAACAAUAUUCACAGCAUCCUCUUUCAAGCCAGCAGUCUCAGAGUCUCCAGCGGCAAGAAAAAAUUAGUCCUGGAAGCAUGACAGUAGAUGGCAAUGUGUCCAGUACCUUACAAGGAAAUGACCAGGCUUCCAAAAGUCAAAUUGGGCGAAAGCGAAAGCCAGCAUCAUCUUCAGGUCCUGCCAAUAGCUCUGGAACUGCAAACACCAUAGGACCAUCUGCCAAUUCACCUUCCACACCAUCUACACAAACACCUGGAGACAUGAUGAUAAUGUCAACUCUGCAACAGAAUGUUCCUUCCUCUAAGUCAUCGCUUAUGUUUGGUACCGAUGGUUUGAGCUCACAUACAUCAGCACAAAAUCAAUUGGCUGACAUGGACCAACUUGCGGGUGAUGGAUCUAUGGGUGACAAUGUUGAGUCAUUCUUAUUACUUGAUGAUACAGACCCUACAGAAAAAGUUGGCAAAGGAUUUUCAUUCAAGGAGAUCAAGCAUAUAAUGGCAAGUUCACAUAAAGUUGAGUGUUGUCACUUCUCAUCAGAUGGAAAACUGCUUGCUACAGGUGGCCAUGAUAACAAGGCUUCUUUGUGGUGCACAGAAUUGUUUAACCUGAAAUCUACACUCCAGGAGCACAGUGAAUGGAUAACUGAUGUUCGAUUUUGUCCAAGCUUGUUGCGUGUUGCUACAUCCUCAGCAGACAAAACUGUUAAGGUUUGGGAUGUUGAUAAUCCAAGUUAUUCUAUUCGAACAUUCACUGGACAUGCAACGUCUGUGUUGUCACUAGAUUUUCACCCUGACAAAGAUGACCUUAUUUGCUCUUGUGACAAUGGUGAGAUAAGAUACUGGAGUAUUAAAAAUGGUAGUUGUACUGGGGUUUUCAAGGGUGGUGCAACUCAGAUGAGGUUUCAACCUUGUAUGGGAAGACUUCUUGCAGCUGCAGUAGAUAAUCUUGUAUCCAUUUUUGAUGUAGAAACCCUGGGUUGCAAACUUCAACUACAGGGCCAUAACGACCCUGUCAAAUCUGUGUGCUGGGAUUUGUCUGGAAAAUAUAUGGCUUCUCUUAGUGGUGAUCUGGUUAGAGUCUGGACAGUUGGAUCUGGUGGCAAAGGGGAAUGGUUACAUGAGUUGAAUGCAUCUGAGAACAAAUUCAACACCUGUGCUUUCCACCCUUUCUAUCCUGUGCUGGUCAUUGGUUGCCGUGAGACUCUUCAGCUGUGGGACUUCAGUGAGAACAAGACAUUGACUCUUAAUGCGCAUGACAAGGUUGUAUCUUCCUUGGCAGUUUCAAAUGUUACUGGGUUGCUGGCUUCAACUAGUCAUGACAAGCAUUUCAAGAUAUGGAAGUGACUUGCACUUUGCCUCGUGGUAUUGACAAUGUAAAUAGAUAUUCCAUGGCUGCAAACAUAGGUGUUUUCCUUUGUAUAUGUCCUUUUUGUUCCUUCUUCCUUAUAUAGGUUCUCUUUAACAGUAAAAGGGAUGUUUUGGAUUUUGGCCUCGUCCCUGUUUGCCCAUACAAGUCAUACGACCCUUCUGAAAAAUUUCUCUACACGUUGGUUUAGAAAUUGAAAACCGUAUAUCAUGAAAGUGGUAAACCUCACAGUACAUAUACACGUUAUGAAAUUUUACUUGGGAAAUAUCAAUGUUUACUUGGCCUAUAUGUGUAUACUCCAAAUUCCCCUCUCUUUGUCAUAUUUAUACUUUUGGUCCGGAAGAGUGUACUUGAAUUUAUCAUUGCUAUUUAGUUAGAAAAAAAAAGAUACAAAGUUGACU